AUGGCUAGAGUUUUCUUCAUUUCGCCUUUCUAUCUUAGCUUCUUCAUCUUUCUUAUCUUCUCUUAUGCCGCAAUUCCAAUUCUUGGGGAUGAAUACAGCUAUGUUAAGCAGGUUGAUCCUAAGAAAAUGGGGAUGAGGAAGGAAAAGCUAAGUCAUUUUCGUUUUUAUUGGCACGAUAUUGUGAGUGGUCCUAAUCCGAGCUCAAUUCAAGUAGUUUCAUCACCUACAAACUCAACAACUGCGUUUGGUUUGAUAAAUAUGAUCGAUAAUCCUUUAACUGUUGGGCCUAAAUUAAGCUCAAAAAUAGUUGGAAAGGCUCAAGGGCUUUACACGUCUGCAUCACAAGAAGAAAUUGGAUUGUUGAUGAUUAUGAACUUUGCAUUCAUUGAUGGCAAGUAUAAUGGCAGCACAUUUACUGUAUUGGGUCGAAACACAGUAUUUUCUAAGGUGAGAGAGAUGUCAGUGAUCGGCGGUAGUGGACUUUUCCGAUUUGCUAAAGGUUACGUUCAAGUAAAAACUUACACAUUCAAUAGCACCACAAAAGAUGCCACGGUUGAGUAUAAUGCUUAUGUUUUGCAUUAUUAAACCCUUUUUUUUUGUAAGAUUUUUUUGUAUUGUGUUGUGGCCCACUAUUAUGACAAUUUAAAUCAUUAUGUUCCCACCAUAUGCUAAGUGGGGUCCUUUGAUGUUGCUUAAUUUAA
Molecule: messenger RNA, 701 nt
Organism: Vitis riparia (riverbank grape)
Lineage: Eukaryota; Viridiplantae; Streptophyta; Magnoliopsida; Vitales; Vitaceae
Product: dirigent protein 22-like
Exons: 1
Coding region: 1-585 (194 amino acids)
Source: RefSeq, a predicted model, not a curated record